AUGAUGCAAACUCCUACAGACAAUAUAGUUUCCCCUUUUCACAAUUUUGGUAGCUCAACGCAAUAUAGUAGUACGUCGUCGAGAACACCUAAUCAAAUUAUAGAGGUAGAGAAGCCCAAUACUCUGUCCCCGUUGUCGAGAGGGAAAAAAUGGACGGAAAAAUUGGCCAGGUUCCAAAGGGGUAGCGGUAGGAAAAAAAGAUUCUCGCCUUCCCCUGCUUCCUCCUCUACAUUUUCAUUCUCACCGAAGUCUAGGGUUACUUCUUCAAAUUCUUCUGGUAAUGAAGAAGAUAAUUUACUAACCACACCUUCGACUGUUUCCACCGAUUAUUUACCACAACACCCCCAUAGAACGUCUUCUUUGCCAAGGCCUAAUUCCAAUCUCUUUUACGCAAGUAAUAGCGAUAUAUCUCGAGCAAAUGAGCCUUUAAGAACGGAAAAUUUAUCAUAUAAUAUGCCACCCAAGGUCGCUCCAUUUGGCUAUCCAAUACCCAGAACUUCAAUUAAAAAGUCUUUUUUGAAUGCCUCCUGUACGUUAUGUGACGAGCCUAUUUCUAGCAGGAGAAAGGGCGAGAAAAUCAUAGAGCUUGCAUGUGGCCACUUAAGUCACCAAGAAUGUCUUAUCAUCUCUUUUGGUACCACUUCAAAGGCAGACAUAGGGGCGCUCUUCCCUUUCUGUACAAAAUGUAAGAAGGAUGCUAACAUAGCCGUUCAAUGCAUUCCAGAAAAUGAUGAACUAAAAGAUAUACUCAUUUCGGAUUUUUUAAUUCAUAAAAUUCCAGAUUCUGAGUUAUCGACCACACCCCUGUCCUGCUUUCCUCUUCCUUCGCCACUCUUGCCUCCUUUUGGUUUAUCGUGUACACCGGUUAAAAGACAAACGAUAUAUUCACAAGCUCCAAGCCUAGGCCCAAAUCUCAUAUUGGCUGCUCCUCCGAAGGAAAGGAAUCAAAUUCCACAAAAGAAUUCAAAAUAUACAUUUUUACAUUCACCCUUGGGACACAGAAGAAUGCCAUCGAGAGCAGACUCUAUCUUCACCUCCACUUCUAUGGUGUCAUCGGCUAAUGAUUUUAUUUCUGCUGUUUCUGAUUCAGUGAAAACAAACGAUAUUGAAACAAAAAUACCGUUGCCGCUGCUAAGAUCAUAUUUUAUUCAAGUUCUUUUAAGCAAUUUCCGAGAAGAAUUGCAGGAUUGGAGGAUAGACGGGGACUAUGGGUUACUACGACUGGUAGACAAAUUGAUGGUUGCUAAAGAUGAUCAGAAAUACCUUCAAAGCUGGUGUUUCUUAUUUGAAAACGCAUUUGUAAUAGCAGAAGUGGAUAACGAUGCUGAUGUUUUGGAAAUUAGACUAAAAAAUUUAGAAAUAUUUACACCAAUCACCAACUUGAAAAUGACCACACUCGAAGCUUCAGUCCUUAAAUGCACUUUAAACAAGCAAGACUGCACUGAUUUAUCAGACCUUUACAUUGUUCAAAAUAUAAAUUCUGAUGAAAGUACAACAGUACAGAAAUGGAUUUCAGGUCUUCUGAAUCAGGAUUUUGUAUUUAAUGAGGACAAUAUCACCUCCACGCUGCCUGUUCUUCCGAUCAUAAAGAAUCUUUCAGAUGAUGCAGAUAAUGGCAGCUAUGAGACGAGUACCUUUCUAGGUUUAAUUAAUCCUAAUAAAGUUGUUGAAGUUGGAAAUGUGUACGACAAUGAUACAGUAAUCAUUAGGAGAGGUUUUACAUUAGAUUCAGUAGAUUGUUCUAGGCACAGUACUGUCGACAGCAUGCAAUCUGUUUUAACUACAAUAAGCUCGAUUCUUUCCCUAAAACGAGAAAAACCUGAUAAUUUGGUAAUAAUCUUGCAGGUUGAUUUUACGAAACUGAAGGAAGAAGAAAGUUUAAUCGUUAUUUAUAACAGCUUAAAAGCUCUAACUAUUAAAUUUGCACGUCUGCAGUUUUGUUUCGUUGAUCGAAAUAACCAUGUUCUGGACUACGGACCAGUAUUAAACAGGAUAGAUUCACUAAGUUUCGUUUCAAAUCUCAAGUUAAAGCGCCCCUUGUUACAAUUUUCUCCCAUCUGGUUGAAAGAUACUUUAUAUCCCGAAAAGAUUCACGAGCAUUUGGGUAUUGUUGCUGUAUCAAAUAGUAAUAUGGAAGAAAACAAAUCCGUAUUAUUCCAAGAUUACAGAUGCUUUACAAGUUUUGGAAGAAGAAGGCCUAAUGAGUUGAAGAUUAAGGUGGGCUAUUUGAACGUAGACUACAGUGAUAAAAUUAAUGAAUUAGUUGAAGCCAGCUCCUGGACUCUUGUUUUAGAAACUCUCUGCUACAGUUUCGGUCUAAGUUUUGAUGAAGAUGACGACGAUGAUGAAGAGGAUCAUGAUGACUCGACCGAUAAUGAGCUCGAUAGUAGUUCAAGAUCACUAUCAGAUGCAGAAUCUACAACUACUAUUCAUAUCCACUCCCCAGUUGGUCCUGAAAAUGUCACCGCAAAUAUGGUGAAUGAGGGAAACCCUCAUACCGGGGAUGGACAUCGCGAUAUAAAAAGCUUAGAAACUGUUGGUUCUACAACGCAGUCACCUCUGAUCCCUGACAUUAGGUUUUCACUUUAUUCUGAUGAGGAAAGUACUAAUGAAGAUGAAAAUGGUAUUUCGGUACUGUUACCCAGUGACGUGGACAAAGGAAUCGAUGAAAUAACAAGACGUGGUUCAUUAUCAAGCUUUAUUGAGAGCAGUAAUGAAAGCUGUCCACUCCACAUGGAUUAUAUUUAG
Molecule: messenger RNA, 2748 nt
Organism: Saccharomyces paradoxus
Lineage: Eukaryota; Fungi; Ascomycota; Saccharomycetes; Saccharomycetales; Saccharomycetaceae
Gene: STE5
Product: Ste5p
Exons: 1
Coding region: 1-2748 (915 amino acids)
Molecular function (GO): kinase binding
Source: RefSeq, a predicted model, not a curated record